CGUGACCGUGUGAUUCCUGGGCGCUUGGGGCAGCGUGCCUCAUGGCACAUUAACCCAGGGCCAUGGUAUUCCAGUUGCUGGAGAAGCAAGCAGAGGCCCAGACUCGGGACCAAUUCCAGCUAGAAAAACUCAAGUUCCUGCAGAACUACACUUGCUUGGAUAAGCAAGCCCUGGAGCAGUUUGUGCAGGUCAUACUGGAAGCAUGGGAGAAAGGGGUCCACCCAGAAGGAAACUCUACCAACCCCAGCAACUGGGACUUCAGCAACUCUUUCUUCUUUGCGGGAACUGUUGUCACAACUAUAGGUUAUGGUAACUUGGCCCCCAGUACGGUGGCUGGGCAGGUGUUCUGUGUGUUUUAUGCCUUGUUUGGGGUGCCGCUUAACCUGACCUUUCUCAAUCAGCUGGGAAAAGCACUCAACGCACACCUGAUCACUCUUGAGAGAUGGGUGCAUAAGCCAGGCCGGGCACAGGUGGUGCAGACACUGGCAUUGGCCCUCUUUCUGACUGCUGGGACCUUGCUUUUUCUAGUAUUCCCACCUAUGAUCUUCAGUUACGUAGAAGGGUGGAGCUAUGGAGAAGGCUUCUACUUCACAUUCAUCACCCUCAGCACCAUUGGAUUUGGGGAUUAUGUAGUAGGCACAGAUCCUAACAAGCACUACAUUUCAAUGUACAGGAGCCUAGCAGCGAUUUGGAUUGUUUUUGGCUUGGCCUGGCUUGCUCUGGUCUUUAACCUGGGAGCUGACCUGAUGGAAAAAUUCCUUCAGCUAAAGUGGCAUAAGCCUGAGGUGCCUACUUUCCUCAGCACCUUGGAUCCUCAUGAGUGCCUGGUUCUGGGCAGCUCAGGGAUCGCUGAGGACUGGGAUCACUCAGGACUCAAGAACUGCCAGGCUGUGGCAGGCAUCCUGGGGGAGAUUGUAGACCACCACUCCUUGGUGGAUGACUGGCGCAACCUCCACCUGGAUGAUACCACCACCUUCACCUAUGUCGGGGUGAGAGAUGAUGGGUCGCACCACUCCUGA
Messenger RNA from Pelodiscus sinensis (Chinese soft-shelled turtle), 1019 nucleotides. RefSeq names its product potassium two pore domain channel subfamily K member 16 (gene KCNK16). Gene Ontology annotation, cellular component: plasma membrane. Gene Ontology annotation, biological process: potassium ion transmembrane transport; stabilization of membrane potential. NCBI's taxonomy places the organism in Eukaryota, Metazoa, Chordata, Testudines, Trionychidae. The record is from RefSeq and is a predicted model, not a curated record. Gene Ontology annotation, molecular function: outward rectifier potassium channel activity; potassium ion leak channel activity.